Messenger RNA from Manduca sexta (tobacco hornworm), 501 nucleotides. RefSeq names its product RING-box protein 2-like (gene Roc2). Gene Ontology annotation, cellular component: nucleus; Cul5-RING ubiquitin ligase complex. The record is from RefSeq and is a predicted model, not a curated record. Bases 103 to 438 code for a protein of 111 amino acids. The transcript has 2 exons. Gene Ontology annotation, molecular function: zinc ion binding; ubiquitin protein ligase activity; cullin family protein binding. Gene Ontology annotation, biological process: ubiquitin-dependent protein catabolic process; protein ubiquitination. NCBI's taxonomy places the organism in Eukaryota, Metazoa, Arthropoda, Insecta, Lepidoptera, Sphingidae.
UCAAUGUCAGUGUCAACGUCAAAUAUCUUGAGCCGUGUAUUGUAAACAAACUUUUGUGUUGAAAAAAGUAUUUUUUUACCAAGUUUAUCUACGAAUCUCAAGAUGUCUGGAGAAGAUUGUGAUGCUCUCGACCGUGUAGACAAUGAUGGCCAGAAACUGGAUAAAAUGUUUACUUUGAAAAAGUGGAAUGCUGUUGCAAUGUGGAGCUGGGAUGUAGAGUGCGAUACCUGUGCAAUUUGCCGCGUUCAAGUCAUGGAUGCCUGUCUUCGGUGUCAGGGCGAAAGUAAAAAGGAUUCAUACGGCAAACAAGACUGCGUAGUCGUGUGGGGAGAGUGCAACCACAGCUUCCAUUUCUGCUGCAUGUCGCUGUGGGUGAAGCAGAAUAACCGGUGCCCCCUGUGCCAACAAGAGUGGUCGAUACAGCGCAUGGGCAAAUAAAGCGGUUCUGUACAUCAAUUGAACACCUUUAGAAACAGUAAUAAAUCAGUUAAUUAAAAUGAA